Protopterus annectens (West African lungfish) is the source of this 1390-nucleotide messenger RNA. It is a transcript of the gene ERICH6B, whose product is annotated as glutamate rich 6B. The coding region runs from base 1 to 1257 and encodes 418 amino acids. The transcript has 10 exons. The record is from RefSeq and is a predicted model, not a curated record. Lineage: Eukaryota; Metazoa; Chordata; Ceratodontiformes; Protopteridae.
AUGAACCUAUAUAGCGCAAUAUAUGUGGAAUUGCAUCUUACUCAUGACAAACAAUGCCAAGCUAGACUGCAGCCCCCUAGUGAUGACGAUGAUGAAGAUGAGGCAGAAGUAACUUGUGAAUUUUGCUGCCAAAUGGCAAAACCCUUUCCUUCCCGGGCACAGCUUGCCACAGAACCUGCAGAGAAGCUCUUUUGCUGUGGUCUCUAUCAAGAUUUGUAUUAUUACUUGCUGAGAGAGCAGGAUACCCUGGCUACAGGGAUUGAACUGAUUGACAUAUUUGCAAAUAAGACAUUUAGCAGCAAGCAGGCUCGUAAAGAAGCGAUGGAGAGAGCAGCACAGAGGAUGUGGGAGAAAGAACAAGAGAAAUACAGGGCUAUCAGCAGAAAUUCACGUUUCAUUAGCCACCAGACUGCUACAAUUUCUUAUCAGUUAUCCUCUUCAUUUUGUAUGGAGCAAGGCUGGACGUUACCUUUCCCUCCUUUCGAAGAACUGGAAGUUGACAAUGUGUUCAUGCCUGCCUCAGACCUAUAUGAAAAGCAUUUAAAGGGUCUUCGUGGACUUGUGCAGAAGUUAUAUCCCAAUGGGCAACCUUUCGUCACUCUUUUUUCAGAUGGCACAGGACAAGUUUUCUAUUUUUCAGGUAAUCUUGCCAUAGCAAUUAUAUCUUCACUUCCUACUUUGUGUACAUUUAUCAUUCUGGAGGAUCAAGAUACAUGUCCCAAGAUACAAGCAGUUUUCCAAACAAAUGGCCAUGCAACAUGCUACCAUUCCAAUGGUGUAAUAAGGGUUAAUCUGACUCCUUAUGGUGGCUGUUGCUUGGACAGGAAUGGCACAAGACAGAAACAAUGGCAAUGGAGAGAUUUUACCAACCAUGUUCAUGCUCCACCAUUCCAACCUAUUUGUCUGUCAUUAAAUUCCAGCAUUGGCAUUCGAAUAAUUUCACAAGAGCAAGUCUACAUCACAUUUAGAAGUAAAAGGAACAGAGUAAAAUUCAACAUGGGUGCUCGAGUAAUGCUGAAAUCUCCAGAGAAGCUCAGAGUAAAGAAGCCAAAUGUCACAGAGGAGGAACACUUGCUUCAGUGCAAAAUAUUGAAGAUUUCUACACUUUUAGACAAGAUGCAAGAUGCCAUCAAGUAUCCACAUAGUAUUCCUAUCUUAACAAUGCAGCUUGAAGAUCAAGAUAGAGCAGCUACAAUUACUGAUGAAGGCAAAAAUGCAAAUCAUGUAAAGAAAGCCCUCAAGUCUGCAAGGAAGUAGCAACAAUGUUUAUAGCACUGGAACACUGAACUGGUAACAAUUUUCAUGAAAGUGCACACCUUAGUGAUCCAGACAUGUAGCUUAUUUUUGUAGAUUGUGUAUAAAUGACCAAGAAUAAAAACAUCUCAUCAGA